Molecule: messenger RNA, 6664 nt
Organism: Chiroxiphia lanceolata (lance-tailed manakin)
Lineage: Eukaryota; Metazoa; Chordata; Aves; Passeriformes; Pipridae
Gene: ITGB8
Product: integrin subunit beta 8
Exons: 14
Coding region: 1194-3389 (731 amino acids)
Biological process (GO): cell adhesion mediated by integrin; cell migration; integrin-mediated signaling pathway
Cellular component (GO): cell surface; integrin complex; focal adhesion
Molecular function (GO): integrin binding
Source: RefSeq, a predicted model, not a curated record
AUCAGAUUCUCAUGUGUGUUCCCUCUAGUUAGAAAGUUUCAUAAAUCAUAACUGGGUUACUUCUCAAAGGAACAAGAAAAGCUAUUCAAACCGCUCAUGGAAGAACAGUUUUUGAAGAGUGGUGGUCAGGAAAUGUCCCUGAACACACAAAGAUGCACAUAAAAAAAGUCCAAAAUAAAUGAUUCCUCGUGUUAUCUUUAACUGGUGUUUGUCUGUUAAUUUCUUUUCCGUGCUGGCCCAUUUUCUUUUGAGGCUCAAUGGAAGAAGCUGAAUUGUAUGGGGUACUCAAUGCUGAGACAGUUCUGCUUUUCUUAAGGCUUAAAACAAUCCAAGAAGAAAAGGAAAAAAAACAUUUUUAAUUUCCUGAGUCUGCGUGGGUGAUCUGCUCCCUAGGGGCACUGGACCAUCUUUGGGAAAGCCAACCUUUGGGAACCAGCCUUUGGGAAAAACAACCUGGGUGUUUGGGAAGACUGUAGGUUGCAGUUCUGAGGAAUAGCGAGGGGGAGGUUUGUUUAUCUGCGCAUUGCCCAAGGAGUGUAUUAUGCCAGUGGUAUGCAUAAAUUUGCUUUGCAAAUUGUACACUUCUCAUAAUCUGUUGCAAUUUCAUGUCUGUUCAGGGGUUUUAUGUGGUAAGGUUUUUUUUGUUUUAUGGUUUUUACAAGUUGAAUGCAACUGGUGUGGUUGCCUGUGUAGUAUUUACAAUGCUUUCCUGCCACAGAUGUUUGAGAUGGGAUAAGACUGGGAAAAAAGAGGAGAUGGGCAGCUUACCAACUAGAAGAGUGAUAACCAUAUUCUUGAUGUUCUGGGAGGGUUGCCUUUAUGUCAUUUCAGAUGUGCUUUUGCUAAGGGGAGUUGUCAAGGCAGCCUGAAGAUUGCAUGCAGAAGGAAUACUCUGUGUAGUUGGAAGAGCCAGUUGCUUUUUUCUGGCCAUUAUGCUUUCAAGGAAUGGAACUGCAACAACUGAGAAAGAAAGAAUUACAACCCAUUAGUCAAGAGGCCUGAAUUAACAAAUUUGAUUUUCCAUUAAAGUACAAACUAAUUUACCUCCUCAGAGCAUCAGAAAGAUGUCAAAAUAUGAUUUUCUGGAAGCUAAAGAAAAUCUUCACCACAUGACCCACAUCUGGUUGUAUGUUCAACAAGAGGACAUUACAACAUCAGAUUAUAUUCUCUCUUAUACUUUACAGCGUGCAUAAAUGCUGAUAAAUUUUUCAGCGGAAAACAGAUGUGCCACUUCAAAUGCAGUAACAUGCACAAAGUGUCUUGCUUUGGGCCCUGAGUGUGGAUGGUGUGCUCAAGAGGAUUUCAUGGCUGGCACAACACAGAAGGGACGCUGUGACAUUGUUUUCAACUUAAUGAAAAGAGGCUGCCGAUCAGAUUUGGUUGAAAACCCCACAGUUCAUGUCACAAUACCCAGCGACCAUGAAACAAAUACACAAGUGACACCAGGAAAAGUUUCAGUCCAGCUGCGUCCAGGAAGUGAAGCAAACUUUAUGUUAAAAGUUCGUCCUCUAGAGAAAUACCCUGUGGAUCUUUAUUAUUUAGUUGAUGUCUCAGCCUCCAUGCACAACAAUAUAGAAAAGUUAAAUUCUGUUGGAUUUGCUUUAUCUAAAAAGAUGGCAAAUAUUUCUCUUGAUUUUCGACUUGGAUUUGGAUCCUAUGUGGAUAAAACUGUGUCACCUUAUAUUAGCAUUCAUCCAGGUAGAAUCCAUAACCAAUGCAGUGAUUACAAUUUAGAUUGUAUGCCUCCUCACGGUUAUAUUCAUGUACUAUCCCUGACUGACAAUAUAGCAGAAUUCAGAAAUGCAGUGAAUAAACAAAAAAUUUCUGGGAAUAUUGAUACACCUGAAGGGGGUUUUGAUGCAAUGCUCCAAGCAGCUGUAUGCCAGAGCCAUAUUGGAUGGCGUAAAGAAGCAAAGCGACUGCUUCUUGUGAUGACAGAUCAAACUUCCCAUCUGGCCCUUGAUAGUAAAUUAGCAGGAAUUGUAAUUCCUCAUGAUGGAAACUGUCAUUUGAAAGAUAAUGUGUACAUCAAAGCUACGAGUAUGGAGCAUCCGUCUCUUGGGCAGCUCUCUGAAAAAUUGAUUGACAAUAACAUCAAUGUUAUUUUUGCAGUUCAAGGAAGCCAGUUUCAUUGGUAUAAAGAUCUGUUACCUCUGUUGCCUGGUACUGUUGCAAGACAAAUAGAAUCACAAGCAGCAAAUCUCAAUGAUUUGGUGGUAGAAGCCUAUCAGAAACUAAUCUCUGAAGUGAAACUUCAAGUGGAUAACCAAAUCCAAGGUCUUAAUUUCAAUAUCACUGCAAUCUGUCCUGAUGGAAGUGAAAAAACAGCCAUGGAAGGAUGUAAAAAUGUGGGAUAUAAUAAAGAAGUACUUUUCAAUGUAUCAGUUACAAUGAAAGGAUGUCAUACAACUGGAGGGAGAAAAUAUGCCAUACUUAAACCUAUUGGUUUCAAUGAAACCGCUAUUGUUAAUGUGCAGCGAAGCUGUGCCUGCCAAUAUGGAGACAGUACAAACCACAAAAGAGUAUGGGCUGAUGAAACUUCUGAUAGCAAACAGUCCCAUUGCAGUGACAAUAACUGUAGCUCUAACAGAGAAGACACGCUUCCUUCAGAGAGGUGCAGGCAACACGAGGACCAUCCUAUCUGCAGUGGUCAAGGAAAUUGCAUAGAUGGAAAAUGUUUCUGCUACAAAAACAAGCUAGGCAAGGUGUAUGGCAAGUACUGUGAAAUGGAUGACUUUUCCUGCCCAUAUCACCAGGGAAACUUAUGUUCUGGUAAUGGUGAAUGUGAAGGUGGUAAAUGCAAAUGCUAUGCUGGCUGGGAAGGUGAUCGUUGUGAGUGCUCAUCACAAUCAGCAAAGCGCUGCCUGAAUUCAAAGGGCCAGAUUUGCAGUGGAAGAGGAAAAUGCGUAUGUGGAAAGUGUGAGUGCACAGAUCCAAGAAGCUUUGGCCGUUUGUGUGAAUAUUGCCCUACUUGUAACAAAGCCUGUGAAGAAAACUGGAACUGUGUUCACUGCCAUCAUUCUAACAAUACAUCUCAAGCAAUACUUGACCAGUGCACAACCUCAUGCGCUUACCUACUGCAUUAUGUUGACCAUACUUCAGAAUGUUUCUCUGGACGAAGCUACUUUAGAGUCUUUUCCAUAAUCUUUAUAGUUACCUUUCUGAUCGGGUUGCUUGUUGUCCUUAUCAUCAGGCAGAUCAUUCUGCAGGGGAGUAGCAAUAAAGUUAAGUCUUCAUCUGAUUACAGAGUAUCUGCAACAAAGAAGGAUAAGAUGUUUUUGCCUACAGUUUGCACAAGAACAGUAACAUACAGACGUGACAAACCAGAGGAAAUAAAUAUCGACAUCAGCAAGUUGCGAUUAAACGAAACUUUCAAGUGUGAAUUCUGAAGACUGUGUGUUUUCUGCAAAUUCUAUUGCCAUCAUGAUUGACUUUCAAAAAGUUACCUUUUCUACUCUGGGGGAAUCUUGACUGUUGCCAUAUGGGUUUGUUUUGUGCAUUUUGUUGAAUACUGUAACUAAGUGAUCUGUAAAUGGACUCACGUUAUGUGAUUAUGUUUGAAACUAUAGCUGCUGUAUUUUUUUAGGUUUUUUUGAAAGAGAAAUGUGCGUUACUACUGUUCAGAAACAUUAGUGUUGAUGUAGCACUUUAGCAUAUUCUAAUUUAUUUAGUUAUGGCCUAGAAUGUAGAUAUGAACUGAUCUGACAAAGCACUGAUCUCACUCUACAUGUAGCUAGUACUGAUGUGCUCUGUGGGAAUGGACAAAAGCUGUGACUGAAAUAUUAAUAUUGCUGUAUAUUAUAGCAAUAGAUGAAACUAUUAAAAUGCUCUUAAAUAGAGUAAAUGGUACUUUUAUAGUUCUCUCAGUUGAUAAAUUCCACCGAUUUGUCUGCUUUAGUGUCUUAGCUUUUCCUCAUAAAAAUGACUGGAUUAAAUAAGUAUAUAGUUACUGGUGUGGGUCUGUAGUUGUAUGUGUAUACACACAUGAUGCACACACAGGUAAAUUAUAUAUAUAGUUUUUUAUAUGGAUGAUGUCACUUAAAGAUAAUUUAUAUCUGAUAAAGAGUAAUUUUUAGCUUUUUUACUUGUUUAAACAUAAAAAACCCUUUUGUACAAAAUUUAAGGUAUUUGAAAACUGAGUGGCUACAGAAAAUGAGAAUUUCUCUGUCCAACAGCAUAGUCUACAUGAUGAUCAGUGUUGACUGACUUUACCUUUGGAGUCAGCAGCAUGAACCCUGUUGCAAGUAGAUGAAUUACACGAGAGCUGUGUUUGGUUUGCUAGCUACAUGUCAGUGUUUUGCCAAAUAAAGGCUUUGAUCUUUUUGUAUGAUGUCAGGUAUGUCUGAUUUUACACUUGCUCUUUUUCUUUAUGUAAAUUAGUUGAUGGGAUCGGGUUUUGUGACUGAUUUUUGUGACUGUGCCUUGAGAAAUGUGUCCAGUGUGAUGUGGAAAAGAACCUGCAAUUUAGAAGGUGAGGAAAAUAUGAGUCUUUUUCUCAAGGGAACACAUAAAUUGACUUCAUACAUAUGGGAUCAAAUUCUGCCUUCAGAAAUGGGCAAAGCUCUUCUAAAUAUGGUGGGACCAAUAUAAGCUUAUCUGAGAGAAGAAUGUGAGCUACAAGGUCACACAGAAGCAUUUUUUUUUACCCCUGAAACUGACUGUAAUGGUAGAAGACCAUUGUGUUAUAUGCUAGUUGGAAGUGUCAGUCUGAUUACUAACCCUAUGCUGCCAAAACCCCACAGAAGUCUGUUCAACCUCUAAUGCUUUAAAAUCUUGCUGGCAAAAAGAAAAAUCAUCUCAGAAGACAGCUUAUCAUUUUAGCAACAUUUAUUGCUAAUAUGAAAUAUUGGUCUGUAUUUGUCGUGGAGAAGAGUUACAGAAAAAAAGCAGGAUCUCCUUAUGUGCAGUUUUUUAGACAUUAGUACAUAUUUCCUAUUCCGUAUUUCUUCUGUAAAUUCCCACUGGAAUCUGAGGAGUAUGCGUGUGAAAAGAAGGCAGGAUGCAGAACAAGUGAUAAGUGUUAUGUGAGUGUUCAGUUUCUUGAGUAAUUGAUCAAGUGGGAUUGAGAAAAACAAUAUAAAGAUGUUGGCCUUUUCAUUAGUCAUAAAAGCUCUAGACCUUAGGGAUUGGGUGUUUUUUUGAAACCUGUAAACUGGACUAUUAAAUGUUUCUAAAGCAGUCUCCAAAGUAGGCCCUGAGCUUUCUACCAUAAAGGUAAAAGUUUAAAGAAAAGAGUAUUUCCUUACACUGACCCUGACUUUUAGUGACAGCUUAAUUGUAGAAUUUUAGUUAUAGAUUAAUUCUGUAAUCUAUCAAGUAUACCUUAAACUUUCGUUUUCUUUUAAAACAUGUAGGACCAUUUUCCUUCUGUGUAAAUUAGCAGAUUCCAAAAAAUUGGUUUCAGUGGGAUAAAGAUAAAAGAUUGAUAAAGGUUUACCUGCUAUUACCUUUAUCACAAUUCAUGACUAUUUGUGAGUAGCAAACAGUCUCUGGUUGUCUCUUUCACUUAACAAAACAAAAAAAAUUCAAUGCUCACUGAUAUUUUCCCACCAUAAUGCUUUAAAGCAUUUAUUAAAGCAUUUACUGAAGUGACAACUUUUUUUUUUAGGAAUUACUUUUCACUGAGGGAGUUAAAUUGUGUGGGUAGGGGACAACGGAGCUGAGUUCUCAAUGGAAGAAAAUUUGAGCUGUAACACCCAUCUUCCAGACACAUCACACUGCUACUGCUUUUCUUCUGUAGCACUUGGUUGGCAUUGUGGUGCUGCCUGUGAGGGGGCACGGCCAGUAUUUCCUUAUCAGACACCUGCCUGAAUGUUUAAAAUGCUCUGGUCAAAUAGAGCAGGCUCACGGGACCAAUUGCACCGUAAGCAGCUUGCUGUCCUGAGAUUAAAAAAUGUACAUUAAAAAAAAAGAGCUUUUUAAGAAAAAAAAAAAAAAGGAAGAAGAAUAAAAAGCUGUUUUGCAUCUCCCUCAUGGUUUUACUGUAUUGUGGAGGAGGCUGGUGAAAGAGAAUAAGCUGCUGCUAAUGUGACAGGUCAAGGCUUUUAGAAGGCCCGUGGGGAGCUUAUACAGAGCAGGAUUCUUGGGAGGAGGCUUUGUUUCUAGGGAUGGAAUCUAUCCAUGAGAAACUCUGGCUUUGCUUGGUACUUGUUUCCCUCUGCCUUUGACCAUGUUUUUCAGAAGAGCUGCUGCAGGAGAUGAAUAGCUCAACAAAAGCCUCACUAUUUAGGGAGUUGUGUUCCCUCAGCACAUGACCUUAAAUGAGAAAGCAGCCUGUAAUUCACAAGGAAUUUCUUCAGUGAUUGCAGAAGGACUCUGCUUCCUAUAGUGCUUAAUAUGGGAGAUAUUAAAGACAAAUUAGUUCACAUUAGUUUUCAAUGUAUUGUGUGUCAAAGAUGCUCAUAAAAAUAGGGGGGAAGUAUCUAACCUCAGAAUAGAACAUUCCAAACUACUCAAAUAAAAUUUCUUAUACUAGGCUCCUUCAAAAAAACUGAAAGGAAGUCAAAUAAUUCUACUGCGUGCCUAUAUCCAAAUAUGUACCAGCAGAUACUGUUGCAUCUCAUCAUUUGUUUUGGGAAUUGUUUUUAGAUUUGCUCCCAGAGCAUGCGCGUGACUUUUUACACCAUAAAUGUUAACGUUAAAAUACAUAUGUAUAAUUUUCAAA